CCUAGGGAAAUUCAACCCCGCCCACCUUAAGCAUGAGCCCGCACAUGCUGAAGAUCAUGCCGAGAAGAUUCAUGUAGUCCGGAGUCGGGUCGUCCAAAGCUGGGUUGCACUCGCUCGGCGGAGGCUUAUACCUGCGACAUGUUCAAGGGUCAGAAGCGAUCAAGUCCCACCUGGGCUGACAACUUGGCGUGGACCACGGCCACGACCAGAGACGCCUUGCCAUGACUUGCUGGACUGCUCACCUCAGCACUUUGUUGGGUCUCCGUGGGUCGGACAUAUUGUUGGUGGACAUAACGAACCAAAGACCACGCCGGACCUCUUUCACUGCUAGAACAGCAGCUUCCGUUGUGGGAAUGAAGGGUGGCUUUUAAGAGUAACACGAGCAGUCUAGGGCUUUUGCUUCCGGGACUAGGACUGCUCUCAGCCAAAGAAUGGAGAAUAAGAAAAGGCCAGAAUAGCUCCUAGAAAGUAGGCAAUGUGGAAAAAACUGAAAGGGACCUUUAGUAUUUCUAACACUGUCAUUAACGCGAUGAAAAUUUGAACACGGAAGUGCCAAGCAGGAAAUAAAUCCUGGGGGACAAUAAUAAGGUUACACCCGAGCAAAGGUUUUGAAACCCUGGAAGCAAGGCAGUCGAUACAGAGGUCAGCAUUGCGGGUAGCGGACUAAUACUUUUGAAAUAUGGCUUUUCCUGAGCCAAAACCGCGGGCCCCGGAGCUGCCGCAGAAACGGUUGAAGACGGUGGACUGCGGCCAGGGCGCGGUGCGAGCCGUGCGAUUUAAUGUGGAUGGCAACUACUGUCUGACGUGUGGCAGCGAUAAAACCCUAAAACUGUGGAACCCGUUGCGUGGGACGCUGCUGCGGACGUACAGUGGCCACGGCUACGAAGUGCUGGAUGCAGCCGGCUCCUUUGACAACAGCCAUCUCUGCUCUGGUGGUGGGGACAAAACGGUGGUGCUGUGGGAUGUGGCAACUGGGCAGGUCGUGCGCAAAUUUCGGGGCCACGCUGGAAAGGUGAACACCGUUCAAUUUAACGAAGAGGCCACAAUCAUCCUGUCUGGUUCUAUCGAUUCCAGUAUCCGAUGCUGGGACUGCCGUUCUCGGAAGCCUGAGCCCGUGCAGACGCUAGAUGAAGCCAGGGAUGGCAUAUCCAGUGUAAAGGUGUCAGACGAUGAGAUCCUGGCAGGCUCUGUGGACGGCCGCGUGAGGCGCUAUGACCUAAGGAUGGGGCAGGUCUUCUCCGACUACGUGGGCAGCCCCAUCACCUGCACCUGCUUCAGCCGGGAUGGGCAGUGCACGCUGAUAUCCAGCCUGGACUCAACUCUGAGGCUUCUAGAUAAAGACACAGGGGAGCUGCUGGGCGAGUAUGUUGGCCAUAAGAACCAGAAGUACAAGCUGGACUGCUGCCUGAGUGAGCGUGACACACACGUGGUCAGCUGCUCUGAGGAUGGGAAGGUGUUCUUCUGGGACCUGGUAGAGGGUGCCCUGGCACUGGCCCUGCCCGUGGGUUCUAGUGUGGUACAGUCACUGGCUUACCAUCCCACGGAACCCUGCCUGCUGACAGCCAUGGGGGGCAGCAUCCAGUACUGGCGAGAAGAGACCUAUGAGGCAGAGGGUGGGGCAAGCUGAGGCUUAGGGAUCUGACACCAAGCUAAAGGACCCAGACCAACUCAGAAGACCCAACAAAGACCGUUUAUUCUAGAGACACUGCUGACUAAGGAGU
Molecule: messenger RNA, 1721 nt
Organism: Peromyscus eremicus (cactus mouse)
Lineage: Eukaryota; Metazoa; Chordata; Mammalia; Rodentia; Cricetidae
Product: WD repeat domain-containing protein 83
Exons: 9
Coding region: 680-1627 (315 amino acids)
Biological process (GO): mRNA splicing, via spliceosome
Cellular component (GO): catalytic step 2 spliceosome
Molecular function (GO): protein binding
Source: RefSeq, a predicted model, not a curated record